Molecule: messenger RNA, 1780 nt
Organism: Leptopilina heterotoma
Lineage: Eukaryota; Metazoa; Arthropoda; Insecta; Hymenoptera; Figitidae
Gene: LTV1
Product: protein LTV1 homolog
Exons: 5
Coding region: 163-1659 (498 amino acids)
Biological process (GO): ribosomal small subunit biogenesis; ribosomal small subunit export from nucleus
Cellular component (GO): preribosome, small subunit precursor; cytosol; nucleus
Source: RefSeq, a predicted model, not a curated record
CUCACAUGUGUUCUUUGGUUCGUUCUUUUUUGUUAAAAUUAAAUGAAAGGUGAAUUAAAAAACAAAUCUAAACAAUAUUGUACAGUGCUUUGUUGAAUAUAACAAUUUUUCUUUAGUUUUUUUGAAGAAAUAUAUGAAAUUAUAUAUUCAUAGAACAUAAACAUGCCGAAGGGAAAGUCAAAGAAAUUUAUCGAUAAAAAGAAUUCGGUGACAUUUCAAUUGGUGCAUCGCUCGCAGAGAGAUCCUUUAAUUGCCGACGAUGAUGCUCCACUACGUAUAUUACGUCCUCUCGUCGAUACUCAAGCGGCGAAACAUUUGAAAAAAGACGCCGACAAACGUAAGGAGGAACAGGAAAAAUAUGGAAUUCUUUUCGAUGAUGAUUACGAUUAUAUGCAACAUUUACGCAGUAGCGAGAAACAAUCAACCGAAUGGGAAAGAAUUGAAAACAGUAAUAGUUCAACAAAGAAGGAAAUUGAUAAAACAAAAUUUAAUUUACCUGCAAAAAUAUUUGAAUCUGCCGAAGAGGAGAAAAUUGGUUUAUUAAAUCGUGCAAUUCCAAAGGGUCUUCAAUUAGAUUUAGAUCCUGAUAUUGUCGCAACAUUUGAAGACGAUUACAAUCAUGAUAAUCCCGAGGAUUCUGAUUGUGAUUUUGAGGAAGAUUUCAUUGCAUUGGCUGGUGGUGCUUUGAAAGAGGGUGAAAUUCCCGAAGAAGAUGGCGAAUAUGAUGAAGAUGAGGAGGAUUAUGAUGAGGAUGAGGAGGAUGAUGAUGAUUCGUGCGGUCAUAUGGAGAUUUCCGAUGAAGAAGGAGAUGAAGUCGGUAGUCUCCAUGGUGGACAAUUUACAUUCAGAGAUGAGGAGACAAGAUCACGUUUCACUGAAUAUUCGAUGAGCAGUAGUGUCAUGAGACGUAACAAUCAACUUACAUUGCUCGAUGAUCGAUUCGAAAAGAUGUAUGCCGAGUAUGAUGACAGUGAAAUUGGCGCACUCGAAGGCGAAGAAAUCGACGGUAAUUGCGAUCCUGAUAUGGAUCUUUUAUUGAGACACGUGGAAAAAUUCAAAAACGAACAAAAACAACAGGAAAGCGAGUCAAAGGACAUAGCGAAAUUAAUAAAAGAAAGAAUGAAAAUAAACGACGACGACGAGAAUUCAAAUUCCGAUGACGAUGAGACGACAAAUAAUGUAAAAAUUGUUGUCAAUAAUUCAGAGAAUGAAAAAUGGGAUUGCGAAAGUGUUUUAACAACUUACAGUAAUAUUUACAAUCAUCCAAAGAUAAUUGUCGAGCCUCGCGGUGAAAAAUUGGGUAAAAUAAAAAUUAAUUCCAAAACUGGAAUACCAAAAGAUGUAUUAGAUGGUCCUGGUGGUAAAUUAACGGCGAAAAAUUUAGCGCAAUUCGAUCGAAUUAAUAAUGAUCGUGAUGAAAGAAGUGGAGCGCAAUCUAUUGCUGAAACAAUGAGAUCAAUUGUUAGUGAAUUGAGUGUAAGACCAAAGGACGAGACACCAGAGGAGAGAAAGGAGAGGAAAAAAGCAUUAAAAGAAUAUCGAAAGGAACGACGAAUUGAACGUAAGGCAAAUGCAGAAGCAUUUAAGGAGGAGAAGAAACGACAGGAGAAAAUAAUGUUGAAUAAUAGAAUAAAUAUUCAGGGAAAUCGUUUAGUUUAAAAGUUAGUAAAUAAAGGUUUCUUUAUUUUUUUUCUUUAUGGAUAUUUUUUAUCAAAUAUUUGAUAUUUUAUACAAUUAAAAUAUUUAGAAUAAAUCUAGUUAAUAAAUAAAUUAAUAAUAA